GCUCAGGAACAAGAACGUGGAACCGAGUGACAAGUAGCAUCUGCGAUCAAAGAGAAGAGCGACUGGCACUCUACAGGCUGUUGGCAUCUACAGAAAUGAAGGCUCUGGUGACUUUGCUUUUGCCGGGGUGGUUGGGUCUGGCUUGGUGCUGCAACCCUCAGUCUGGAGCCGCCAAUAUCGCCAGAAGCGGGGAAGCCACGCAGAGUUCUACUCUCAUUUAUUAUGAUAUAAGUACUGUUGCUAGCAAUGCCAUUGAUGGCGGGAAAGAUCAGAACUGGUGGCAUGGUUCCUGUACCGCCACAGAUAAUGAAUGGGAAUCCUGGUGGAGACUGGACCUGAAGCAGAAACACAAAGUGAACAUGGUUGUGGUCUAUGGAAGGUCGGACGGCUAUUUGGAACGGAUGAAGGGUCUCGAGCUCCGAGUUGGAGAUUCUCCGAACAAUCACAACCCAGUGUGCGGUACGAUCACCAACUAUAAAAAUGCCACCACAACUUUCUGCUGUAAUGGGAUGGACGGUCGCUACAUCAGCGCGGUGAUCCCGGGGCGCAGUGAAUACUUGACCCUGUGUGAUGUGGAGGUCUACGCAUGUACAGUGGAUGGAGAGGCAGUCAGCAGUCCCGCAGAAUGUGCUCCAGGCACCGACGGGCAGCACAUUCUGCUGUGUGAGGACCCUCUCCUAUUAGCUCCCCCCCAUGGCCGCAGAGACGAGGAAGAGGACCCUGAGGAGAGGAAAGAUAUACUUGCUGUUAUUGUAGUGGUGUAUCCUCCUGUACAUCCUCCAUGGAUAUAUUCAAAGAGUCUACUUACAAUUUGCAGCUCAACAGAAAAGGAAAGCAUGAUGUUGUUCACCAAUCCACAGGCAGUGAAUGAAAGAGUGACUGACAUUGCGUGGUUCCUAAUGGGGUCCCAAUGGCUCAGGAACAAGAACGUGGAAGCGAGUGAACAGCAGCACCUGCGAUCCAAGGGAAGAGUGACACUCUACAGACUGUUGGCAUCUAUAGAGGCGUGGAGGCGGUCGAGCCCCCGCAGCAGCAGCGGCGGAGGCCUGGCCCUAGCAGCACAGGGCACCAGCUUUGCCACUCCAGCGGCUUUGAGACAAGCUGGGGCCACAUCAGCUGCUCGUCUGAAGACGGACUCUCAGGCCCGGUCCAGAAUGAUGAAGGCUCUGGUGACUUUGCUAUUGCUGGGGUGGUUGGGUCUGGCUGGGUGCUGCAGCCCUGAACCUGGAGCCGCCAAUAUCGCCAGAAGCGGGGAAGCCACACAGAGUUCUACUUACAUUUAUACAAAUAAAAGUACUGUUGCUAGCAAUGCCAUUGAUGGUGGGACAGAUCAGAACUGGUUUCAUGGUUCCUGUACCCACACAAAUAAUGACAUGGCACCCUGGUGGAGACUGGACCUGAAGCAGAAAUACAAAGUGAACAUCGUUGUGGUCUAUGGAAGGUCAGACUGCUGUUGGUAUCGGAUGAAGGGCCUCGAGCUCCGCGUUGGAGAUUCUCCGAACAAUGACAACCCAGUGUGCGGUACGAUCACCAACUCUAAUAUUACCACCACAACUUUCUGCUGCGAUGGGAUGGAGGGUCGAUACAUCAGCGCGGUGAUCCCAGGGCGCAGUGAACUCUUGCACCUGUGCGAGGUGGAAGUCUACGGUGAGCCCAAUAUCGCCAGAAGCGGGGUAGCCACGCAGAGUUCCUACUACAUUUCAACUAUAAGUAGUGUUGCUAGCAAUGCCAUUGAUGGUGGGACAGAUCAGAACUGGUGGAAUGGUUUCUGUACCACCACAGAUGAUGAAUGGGAAUCCUGGUGGAGACUGGACCUGCAGCAGAAAUACAAAGUGAACAUGGUUGUGGUCUAUGGCAGGUCGGACUGCUGUAAGGAACGGAUGAAUGGUCUCGAGGUCCGCGUUGGAGAUUCUCCAAACAAUCACAACCCAGUGUGCGGUACGAUCACCGACUCUAAUAAUAUCACGACAGCUUUCUACUGUAAUGGGAUGGAGGGUCGAUACAUCAGUGCGGUGAUCCCGGCGCGCAGUGAAUACUUGACCCUGUGCGAGGUGGAAGUCUAUGGUGAGCUUGCGCCUGAGGAGUAUGACGUCUGCUAG
Messenger RNA from Nanorana parkeri, 2099 nucleotides. RefSeq lists its product as uncharacterized. Lineage: Eukaryota; Metazoa; Chordata; Amphibia; Anura; Dicroglossidae. The transcript has 13 exons. The annotation marks the transcript as partial. The record is from RefSeq and is a predicted model, not a curated record.